UUCGCCGAUCGCUGGGAUUUCAGUUCACAUUCCGACGAGCUCGGAGAAGUCCAAUUGCGAAUCAAGCGGACCAGGAGACGCCCAUCGACAAUUUAUGUGACGACCAUGGCUGUCAUCAUCAGCUGCCUAUUACUUCUGCUGGCCUCAGUGUCGCAGGCCAAAACCCUGGGCUACGAUGCCUCCGCCGAUCGCAACCUGCUGGCAGUGGAUCUUUACAAUGCCGUGGGCGCCGACCGGCUGAACGAGAACGUGGUCAUCUCGCCGGCCACCAUCCAGAGCUCCAUGGCGCUGGCCUUCGUGGGGGCCAAGGGUCAGACGGCCUCGGAGCUCCAGCAGGGAAUGCGCCUAGGACCUGGGGACGCGGACGCGGUGAGCCAGAGGAGCGGCAGCUUCCAGCAGUCGCUGGUGCGGGACAACAACUUCCGGCUGGCCAACCUGAUCUACAUCAACGAGAACCUGGAGUUCAAGGGCUCCUUCCGCGACGUCGCCCAGCGGCAGUUCGACUCGAACAUCGACAAGCUGGACUUCCACCCGCCGUACAACAAGCGCACCGCAGACGGCAUCAACCGGGCGGUGGCCACCAAGACCAACGGCAAGAUCACGGACAUCCUCCGCGCAGAACUGCUCAACGAUCGCACCGAGGGCGUGAUCGUGAACGGGGUCUCCUACUCCGCCGCCUGGCAGAAGGCCUUCCGGCUGGACAAGACCGAGAAGCGCUCCUUCCGCACCGCCAGCGGGCAGUCCGUCAAGGUGGACACCAUGUGGACCCUGCAGAACUUCAACUACGCCGAGGUGAACUCCCUGGACGCCAAGGUGGUGGAGCUGCCCUACCAGAACCAGGACUUCUCCAUGCUGCUGCUCCUCCCCAACCGCAAGGACGGCCUGCGAUCCCUGCAGCAGUCCCUCUCCGGCAAGAACCUGCUGGCCGAGAUCGGAGCCUUGAGCCAGCACAAGGUGGAGGUGCUCCUGCCCAAGUUCAGCGUCACCUCCACCGUGAGCCUGGAGGGACCCUUCAAAAAGCUCGGUGUCCACACCAUGUUCUCGAGGGAUGGCGACUUUGGCAACAUGUAUCGCAUGUUUGUUAGCCAUUUCAUAAAUGCAGUGGAGCACAAGGCCAAUGUGGAAGUCACCGAAGCGGGUCUGGAGCAACCCCUGGAAACUGGACUGCUCAAGGGACUCUUCUCGCGAUCCAAGAAGUUCGAGGCAGAUCACCCGUUCGUGUUUGCCAUCAAGUACAAGGAUUCGAUCGUCUUCAUCGGACACAUCGCCAACUAUGCUUACGUCUAAAAGCAACGGAGCAUCAGUCAUGAUAUUUGAUAGCUAACUAAUUUGUUUAUAAUGGCAAAUAUUUCAGAGCAGAAUAAAGACUAAAUUAAAAGCGCAAA
This is a messenger RNA of Drosophila ficusphila, 1385 nucleotides long. Its product is annotated as serine protease inhibitor 42Dd. The transcript is spliced from 4 exons. The record is from RefSeq and is a predicted model, not a curated record. Gene Ontology annotation, molecular function: serine-type endopeptidase inhibitor activity. The coding region runs from base 106 to 1287 and encodes 393 amino acids. Lineage: Eukaryota; Metazoa; Arthropoda; Insecta; Diptera; Drosophilidae.